Messenger RNA from Ostrea edulis (European flat oyster), 2215 nucleotides. RefSeq lists its product as uncharacterized. The record is from RefSeq and is a predicted model, not a curated record. Bases 1618 to 2085 code for a protein of 155 amino acids. The transcript is spliced from 6 exons. Lineage: Eukaryota; Metazoa; Mollusca; Bivalvia; Ostreida; Ostreidae.
AAAAUUAAUGUACAGGUGAAGUUGAAAAUAAUAAAAGUGAAGUUGUUUCCAUUUUUUUGAAUUUACAAAAAAAUGCCCUCGAGAAACAAAAUUUCAAAGCUUUUGGUUUUUUGUUUUUUUUUUAGAGGAAAACUCGAAGAACAUGUUCAUGCUAAAUCUAUUUUGUUUCACGGAGGCAGUCUUUCUGAAAUUCGGGGAUACCCCUCCAUUUUAACGCUAAAAAUCAUGUAAAUAGCUUAUUGCUCGAUUUAAACUCCAAAUAUUUGGGUAAUUUUGUCAAUACACGUCUUUUAAACUUAUUUUCAAAAAUUAUUGAAUCAAGACAUACGUUCUAAUUGGUUUUAUCAUAUAUUUGAAAAACUUAAUUUUUUCGAUCUUUCAUGCAACACCUUUAGGGGAAUUAACAUGACACAUGCAACACCUUCUUUUUCAAAAGAUGUCUGAUUACUUUCAAAAAGACACGUGCUCAUUUUCAAUGUGUCCAGAACAACUGUACAGUUUGGGUAAUGUCAAGUUAGAGGUGUGAGAGGCGUUGGUUACACACAAUAGGCACUGUCUAUUCAAGACAUGCUUAAACAAGAGGCCUAUGGGCCACAUCGCUCACCUGAGUCACCUUGGCCCAUAUCUAAAGAUUUUCCCUACAUAUUCACAUGUAAAAUUCUCAUUGUGGCCCCGGGGGCCAUGAUUUUUACAAACUUGAAUUUGCACAAUGUCAAGAAGCUUUUAUGUAAAUGUAAACUUCUCUGGCCCAAUGGUUCUUGAGAAGAAUUUUAAUUAUUUCCCUAUAUAUUUAUAUGUAAAACUUUGUGGCCCCACCCUACGCCAGGGUCCAUGAUAUUUACAAACUUGAAUCUGCACUUCAUCAGGAAGUUUUCAUGUAAAUAUAAACUUUUCUGGUUCAGUGGUUCUUGAGAAGAAAUUUUAUAAAGAUUUUCUCUAUAUAUUUAUAUGUAAAACUUUGAUCCCCUAUAGUGGGCCCACCCUAUUCCCGGGGAUCAUGGUUUUAACAAACGUGAAUGUGCAUUAUGUCAGAAAGCUUUCACGUAAAUGUAAACUUUUCUGGCUCCGUAGUUCUUGAGAAGAAAAUUAUUAAAGAUUUCCCCAUUAUAUUUCUAUGUAAAACUUUCAUCCCCUAUUGUGGCCUCUCCUACCCCCGGGGGCCAUGAUCUGAAAAAAUUGAAUUUACUGUAUACCAGGAAGCUUUCAGGUAAAUCUCCACUCUUAUAGCCUCGUGGUUCUUGAGAAGAUUUUUCUAAGAUUUUCCCUAUAUAUUGGCAUGUAAAAGUUUGAUCCCGUAUUGUGGUCCCACCCUACCCCUGGGAUCAGGAUUUUAACAAAAGUGAAUCUCCACUAUGUGAAGAAGCUUUCAUGUAAAUUUCAGCUUUUCUGCAUAAAACAGAAACCGUCUGAGCAGGAAAGUAGUCUAACUCAAGCUGUAACGACAGGCAGCUAAUAUGAACACGUUAGACGGGCUUGAAAUGCAGGGAUUUUACAGGUGCUUUGAUUUAUAUGUCCAGUCCUUGCGCCCUGUCCGACAGAGCGAGGAGGCGGGUCUUGUCCAUCAUAAAAUAGAAAGUUGUAAAUGUCACACGGAGAAACUUAACAUAAUCUAACAUCAUGUGGACCCAACUAGUGAUAACACUGGUUUUGGUGUGUGUUACUGGUGUUUUAUGUCAAACAACUAUAACUGCCGAAUGUGAUCCCCCAUGCAAGGCAGGAACAGAAACGUGUGUUCGAUUAUCGAGGUGCAAAGGGAAAAAAUGCAACAUGUGUGCUGAGACCCCAAGUAUAGAGGUUACCAAGGCUACCAGUUUACAGCUUCCGGGAAUAGGAGGAUUACAAAAACAACAAUUGCAAAUGUUGCUGCAAGCUAAAAUGUUACAGCAACAGCAGGGUCAGGCCAAUGCCGCAACAGGCAUGGGCGUUACUGAACCAGUGACAUCAUCACCCACUGAUUGGUCGGCUGUAUUUGGCGGGAAUACUGCAAAUACAGGAAGAACCUCGGGUUCGAAUUCAUUCUCCGUAAACGAUUACUUUUUAUCUGGUUAUUUAUUUGAUGGAUUCGGCAUGGGAUUUGGAAUGUGAGAGAACAUAUCGGAGAAAUACACCACACAACACUCGUAUCAGCUCUUUCAAUAUUGUUUUCAUUUUUACCAUAAUGAUUCAACAUUUUCAUGGUGGAUUCGUACAAUUAUGAUUAAAUGUUGUUGCUAUC